This is a messenger RNA of Nannizzia gypsea CBS 118893, 912 nucleotides long. Its product is annotated as ER-derived vesicles protein ERV29. Gene Ontology annotation, biological process: Golgi organization. NCBI's taxonomy places the organism in Eukaryota, Fungi, Ascomycota, Eurotiomycetes, Onygenales, Arthrodermataceae. The transcript is spliced from 5 exons. The record is from RefSeq and is a predicted model, not a curated record. The coding region runs from base 1 to 912 and encodes 303 amino acids. Gene Ontology annotation, cellular component: endoplasmic reticulum-Golgi intermediate compartment; endoplasmic reticulum; membrane.
AUGGCCCAAAUCCGCGGCACGGCGGGGUACAACCUCGGGCAUCAGAAUCCCUUCGUCGGCCCUGGCAGGGAGCACGCUACCAGCGACCCGAGUCCGUUGGAUGCCAUCCGGGAGCAGACCAGCAAGAUUGAGGACUGGUUAGAUACCGUCGCUGAUCCAAUCAAGCCACAUCUCCCGGCAAUCGGUCGAUUCCUCAUUGUGGUCACCUUCUUGGAAGACUCGCUGCGGAUAAUCACACAAUGGACGCCCCAGCUCGAGUACCUCCAUCAGUUCAGGCACAUUCCAUGGGGAUUAACACACCUAUUCCUCAUCGUCAACGUCAUCGCCAUGCUUUCUUGUUCCGUCCUUGUCGUUGCUCGCAAGCACAGUGAAUACGCUGUUGCUGGUCUCCUCGGUGUCGUGGUCGCCCAGGCUCUCGGAUACGGUCUCCUGAUCGACAUUACCUUCAUCGUCCGCAACCUAAGUGUCAUUGGUGGUCUCCUGAUGGUCCUCUCUGACUCCUGGGUACGCAAGAAGUUCAUGCCCGCCGGUCUCCCACAGCUCGAGGAGAAGGACCGCAAGAUGUACGUCCAGUUCGCCGGCAGAGUCCUGCUCAUCUUCUUGUUCAUUGGAUUUGUCUUCUCUGGUGAAUGGAGCUUGUGGCGAAUCAUCGUCAGCUGCAUUGGUCUCGUUGCCUCAGUCAUGGUCGUUGUUGGAUUCAAGGCAAAAUGGAGCGCGGUCAUCUUGGUCGUUGUCCUUAGUAUCUUCAAUGUCCUCGUCAACAACUUCUGGACACUCCACCCCCACCACCCUCACAAGGACUUUGCCAAAUACGACUUCUUCCAGAUCCUUUCUAUUGUCGGUGGUUUGGUUCUCCUUGUCAACAUGGGCCCUGGACAACUCAGCAUGGACGAGAAGAAGAAGGUAUACUAA